ACUCUCUCUAUAUCUCUUCGUUUCUCUCUCUAUAUCUAUCUGCAGCAUUGGAUUCUCGGACCUUUUUUUCGCGAAAAUGGGUUCUCGGACCGGGUCGCACCAGUUGAGCAAUGGACUGUACGUUUCCGGCAGGCCGGAGCAGGCGCCGAAGGAUCGAGGUCCGGCAAUGGCGUCGCGCGCGGCGCCGUACACCGGCGGCGACGUGAAGAAGUCCGGCGAGCUAGGGAAAAUGUACGGAGUGGAUUUCUCGAGCGGAGAGAUCAACGGGCCGCCCGUGCUGAAGGCCUUAUCGAGAGCUUCAUCGUCUUCGCAGCAGUUGCAGAGCAGUGUCCACGUCAGAUCCGGCCCGAACUCGGGGGAGCUUCCUCAUAAAUCCAAUAACUCCGGCCCGAUCCCGAAGAAAUCAUCGUCUUCUUCGUUUUCGGGCCCAAUCAUGACGCCCAUUCAGCCCACCGGGCUCAUCACCUCUGGCCCACUGGGCGCCGGCCGCCGCUCCGGCCACCUCGAGCCCCCCGCCGUUCCGUCCACCAAAGUGCAGUACGGCGCGGCGGUUACUAGGUUGAGCGAGCAGACGAAGCUAGGGUUUAGAGUGUCGAAGCUCGCCACGUGGGCGUUUCUAGUGGUGCUUUUAAUGGCUCUGGUAGUCGGAGCCUUCUUGAUGGUUGCGGUGAAGAAGGCGAUUGUCCUCAUUGCCCUCGCCGGAGUUUUAGCGCCGUUGGUGGUGUUGUUUAUAUGGAAUGUGGCGUUUAAAGAACGAAGCUUGCUGGGCUUUCUGAAAAGACAUCCUAAUGCUGAGCUUAGAGGUGCCAUUGAUGGACAGUACAUCAAGGUCACUGGGAUUGUCACCUGUGGCAGUAUCCCUCUCGAAGCUUCUUUCCAGAGGAUACCAAGAUGCGUAUAUGCGUCAACAGAAUUGUAUGAAUACAGAGCGUUGGGUGCAAAAUCCGCAAAGUCUAGGCACUGCUUCUUCACAUGGGGACUAAGGCAUUCUGAGAGAUACGUGGCUGACUUCUAUAUAUCAGACUACCGGACUGGAUUAAGGGCUCUAGUGAAGGCGGGCCAUGGAGCUAAGGUUGCUCCAUUCGUGAAAUCAUCAACCGUUGCUGACAUGACAAAGAGCAACAGGGAUUCGUCUCCAAAUUUCUUGCAGUGGCUUGCAGAUCGAAGCCUCUCAAGUGAUGACCGUGUAAUGCGCCUCAAAGAAGGAUACAUCAAGGAAGGAAGCACGGUGAGUGUAAUGGGGGUCGUGAGGCGCCAUGAUAACGUGCUGAUGAUAGUUCCACCGAGAGAAGCUGUUUCGGUGGGCUGUCAAUGGAUGCAAUGCAUAGUCCCGACCUACACCGAAGGACUAAUCUUGACAUGCGAAGAUGCCCAAAGUGAUGAUGUAAUUCCUGUAUAGAUCUGCAGAAAACCAUCUUGAACCUCGAUUUAGAUCUCAUCAGAUAUGGCUGAAAAAGCGAUAGCAAUGUUGGGAAAAGCCAGAGCUCUGAGGAUUUGGAAGUGUGUAUAAAAUGGCAUGGAGAGUGAAGAAGAAUGGGUUGAUCCAUCACUUUUUGCUGUAAUGGUGACCCCAUAGAUCUGUUCCUGCCUGAGUUUAGCCAUGCAGUGUUUGCAUUGAGCUGCUGAUAUCAUUCACAAUUUUUCCUUUAGCCUGCCUCGUGUAAAUAUUUUUAUUUUUUAUUGAGCUGCUUUUUGUGCUUAUUACUGUACC
Messenger RNA from Ipomoea triloba (trilobed morning glory), 1711 nucleotides. RefSeq lists its product as uncharacterized. The record is from RefSeq and is a predicted model, not a curated record. The coding region runs from base 77 to 1399 and encodes 440 amino acids. NCBI's taxonomy places the organism in Eukaryota, Viridiplantae, Streptophyta, Magnoliopsida, Solanales, Convolvulaceae. The transcript is spliced from 4 exons.